AUGCCAAAGUAUGAGGAGCAAGAGUCUGAUGGGGCAAGAGAGAUGUUACUCUCAACUUCUGAGCCUGAUUAUGACAUGGAACUUUCCCGCACAUCCGGCGAGCUGUAUAGAGCUAGGCGAAAUUUGCACAUGACUGCGGUUGUCGCAGGAGUAGGAUGGAUCUCACUCGCCUGUCUUCUUUCCUACAUACUUAUAUAUCCCAAUGCCUCCUGCAACUGGGUUUUACCCACACCAGUCUACUCACCCGCGAACGAGAUCCUUGAAUAUGAACUGGUUACCUUUAGCUCAGGCUUUAAAGAUGACAGAAUGAAGUAUAUGGCCGACGGAAAUCCAUCUCAGCAACUUGACGAUAAUUGGAAUGACCUAUACCAAAAGGUUGUGGAUGUCACCCCAGAGAUGGUCAGUCACGGCUUCCACGACGGCAUCACACCAAAUGAAGGUGACGAUCAGCCAGAAUGGUGGUCUGUUUAUGUGUUCCACCAGCUACACUGUGUCAACUUGCUGCGUAUGAGUCUAUAUCCAGAGUAUUAUGACCCAUCGAAAGAUCCUCUUCUACAUGUUCCUCAUCUCGAGCACUGCAUAGAGACGUUGCGCAGGUCCAUCAUGUGUAACAGCGAUGUAACGCCAUUCUCAUUUCGCUAUGUGAACGGCGUGGCGGAGACACGUGAGUGGGACCGCGCACCGCAUGUUUGCAGAAAUUUUGAGAAGAUCCGGGUAUGGGCAAAAGAUCUGCCUGGCGUUGAGAUUCCAAGUGUAACAUGA
This is a messenger RNA of Neoarthrinium moseri, 762 nucleotides long. RefSeq lists its product as uncharacterized. The record is from RefSeq and is a predicted model, not a curated record. Bases 1 to 762 code for a protein of 253 amino acids. The transcript is spliced from 4 exons. Gene Ontology annotation, biological process: mycotoxin biosynthetic process. NCBI's taxonomy places the organism in Eukaryota, Fungi, Ascomycota, Sordariomycetes, Amphisphaeriales, Apiosporaceae.